Molecule: messenger RNA, 3942 nt
Organism: Thunnus maccoyii (southern bluefin tuna)
Lineage: Eukaryota; Metazoa; Chordata; Actinopteri; Scombriformes; Scombridae
Gene: pigt
Product: phosphatidylinositol glycan anchor biosynthesis, class T
Exons: 11
Coding region: 38-1975 (645 amino acids)
Biological process (GO): attachment of GPI anchor to protein
Cellular component (GO): GPI-anchor transamidase complex
Source: RefSeq, a predicted model, not a curated record
GGAAAAAAAUAAGGCCCACCAUCCCACUGGAGGAAAAAUGGCAGCUCACAGAUGCAGCUGCCCGGCAGUGCUGUUUAUUCUUAUUAGUUUGUCGGUGUUUGUUGUCGCAGACAGUCAAGACGCGACAUUAAUUAAUGGUCACGAUGCCACAGCGCUCAAUAGUCCUAAAACAGCCGCUAAAACAGCGGAACAAACGGCCGAGCAGCCCGCAGUGGAGGAGAGGCGGUGGGAAGCGACUCCAGGUGCUGCAGCAGCCAACGAACAGGACACGACACAGGGCACUCCUGCGCCUGGAGCCGAGGUUCCUCCGGUUCUGCCACAGCCAAAAGACGAUUUUCAGGAGGAACUGGUCAUCAGGCCGCUGCACUCGGGAGAUAUUUACGCCAGCUUCCAGUUCCGCACCCUGUGGCAGACAGAUUUCAUGAGGGGAAACAAAGUGUCCCACUACCGGCUGUUCCCCAAGUCUCUGGGCCAAGUUAUCUCCAAAUUCUCAGUGCGAGAGCUGCACAUCUCCUUCACGCAGGGAUACUGGAGGACCAUGCAGUGGGGGCAGCCCUUCCUGCCAUCUCCCCCCGGGGCUGAGCUCUGGGUCUGGUUCCAGGACUCUGUGACAGAUGUGGAUGGUACAUGGAAGGAGCUGACGAAUGUUUUGUCGGGGAUCUUCUGCGCCUCAUUGAACUUCAUUGACUCCACCAACACUGUUCAGCCAAGUGCCUCCUUCAAACCGCUGGGUAUAGGCAAUGAGACAGACCACCGCUUUCUUCGCUAUGCCACCCUCCCACGAGAGAUUGUUUGCACCGAAAAUUUGACACCCUGGAAGAAACUCUUGCCGUGUGGCUCCAAGGCUGGUCUCGCUGUCCUGUUGAAGUCAGAGAAACUCUUCCACAGCAGUUUUCAUUCCCAGACUGUGCACAUCCGACCAGUGUGUCAGGACUGGCAAUGCAAAACCACAUCAUGGGAGCUGAGGCAGACACUGAAUGUCGUCUUUGACCUGCACACCUCUGGACAGGGCAAACGAGAGUGGUCUCUGUUCAAGAUGUUCUCUCGGACCCUGACAGAAGCUUGUCCACUGGCCUCCUCCAGUAAAAUAUAUAUCGACAUCACAGACAACCCUGAGGGGGAGCAGUUUGAGCUAAGCCCGGCCACAACCCUGCUCAGCCAGGCAGUGGUGCUCGGGGACAGACGAACCUUCUCUGUCUAUGAUUUGACCCAACAUGCCACCUUUGGCAACACGCGUUCCCUCAAUCUGCUAAUUCGUUGGAAAUCCAGUGAAGGUGACAUGCUGCGCCCCCUGCUCCACGCUGAGCGUUACGUGGCUGGUUACGGGCUGCAGACAGGAGAGAUUCACACACUGAUGUACAACAACCACCCUUACAGGUCAUUCCCUGUGCUGCUGCUGGACUCGGUGCCCUGGUACCUUCGUCUCUACAUCCACACGCUCACCGUCACCAGCAAGGGAAAGGACAACAACCCCAGCUUCAUCCACUACCAGCCAUCUAAAGACCGUGUGAGGCCCCACCUGCUGGAGAUGCUCGUCCAGCUUCCUCCCAACUCAGUCACUGAGGUCACUGUGCAGUUCGAGAGGGCUCUGCUCAAGUGGACUGAAUACACCCCUGACCCCAACCACGGCUUCUAUGUUGGGUCCUCAGUCAUCAGUUCUCUUGUACCAAGCAUUGUCGCCAUGGAUACGAACGUCACUCGGGAACGCCCGCUUUUUAGCAGCUUUUUUCCGUGCAAAGAAGAGUCCAGCUACUUUGUGCGUGUCUACACGGAGCCGCUGCUGGUCAACCUACCGACUCCAGACUUCAGCAUGCCGUAUAAUGUCAUCUGCCUUACCUGCACUGUUGUGGCCGUGGGCUACGGAUCCCUCUACAACCUGCUGACCCGGAGUUUCCAGAUAGAAGAGCCUAGCCCAGGACUGGCCAAACGGAUAGCCAACGUCAUACGCAAGAUGAGAGGUGUACCGCCACUCUGAGGCUGGACACAACGGUCAACUUUUAGAAAGGAAGUUUUCCUUUUGGUGAAACCACUGAUAAAUAUGUGAUAUUCAGGGAAGAACUGAGUCAAGCACUGGUACGAAUGUUUUGGAAACUGUCAACUUUUUGGUUUCUAAAUAGAAGGAGACAUAAAAAUGAUUUUCUUUAUUAAAGUAUUCGGGAUAAUUUCCUGUCGGCUAAGGACAAGCAAAUGUAGACUUUGGAUCUGGAUGGAACAAAAGAGCUUUGUUAUUGUUUCACAAGUAAAAAAAAAACAAGUCUGGUGCAGUAUGCUGCAGUGGUAACUGCACCAGAAUGUUUUGGCUUGGUUGUUUUUGUUUUGUGAAUGUUUGAAGCCAUAACUGCGCCACAUCAUAAUAUAACCAGAAAGUUCUCAAGGUCAUUUUGUCAAAAUGAGGAAGCUGUGUUAAAAUUGACUUUCUACAAACAUGAGACUAAUUCGGACUUACACAGCAUUAUGAAAGCCUCAGAGCUCAGAUAGAAAAAGACAACCACAUUUGGUCACACACCAAACCACAGUCAGAAUGUAACAUUUUCUUAAACCUCAGUUCAUGACAAGACAUCUAAUAACUGGGAAAUAGUUUCCUGUGUCCAACUACAAAAAUGCACAGCAGACUGAACUGGGAAACUUUAUGAGACAUGUCCUUGGUAAAAUAGUUGCUGAGGCAUUUGUAUUAUUUAACACAUUUUUCAUUAGUCAUAAUAUAUAAGAAUAUGCUCAUAAAAAUAUUGAUGCUGAAUUUUUACCAAAAACCACAGCAGUUGUUUUUUUCUUUUUCUUUUCGAUUUUGGUUGUCUCUGAGCAGUCACAUUAUUUUAUGAAAUUAUGUGUUUUGUAAAAAAUGAUUAUUUUGCACUCAUUGUUGGAUGCAUGCUUGAAUGUUAAGGCGGUAAUUUCCACUGGUGAUCAAAAUCCUGCACAGUAUUUGUCGCCCUUACUUUUACAGCUUCAGUUCGUCAAACGCUUAAAUUUCUCAAAACUUCAUAUCUUCUUAUGGUCCAGCUGUCAAAAUUCAGAUGAGACAAAAGAGGAAGUGAUAAAAAUGUUGAUAUACACAUCUGAGCUGCCUUCAGUUAUUGUCAUACACUCACAACAAUAAGCUAGUGGUAAGGAAUUUGGACUCUUUUUGCCCUGUGUUUUGCCUGUCAGGCUACAUGCAGGUUACUGCCCAACUCUCUGAUAGGUGGAAUGUGACUGCAGGCACUAAAGAAUAAAAAGAAUUUUACUGCAAACUCCUCUGCAUGUUAAAAAUUUAAUCAAUAUUUAUUACAGUCGAUAUUCUACCUAAAAAUGCUAAAAUUGAAUAUCAAUUAAGUUAAAUGUUAGAUACAGUUUGGCAGUAAAGGACAGUCCUCUUACACAUGCAUAUAUAAUAUUUAUCAUACAGAAUCAACAAAAUUUAAAUGUGACGUUAAGUGUUGAAAAUACGUCAGUUUACACAGCCUUCCUACUUAGUUAUAAGAUUACCAUUCAUUUGGAAAGCAUAUGAGGAGUUCAUAAUGUUAUAUUUUAGAUUUAUAUAAAUAUUUAAAUACCAGAAAUACCUUUGAAGAACCUUUUGUGCCCCCCCCCUCUGAGACCUAACCUUGUUGAAUGUUAAAUGCGAUUGUCUGUUGGCCUCUCAGUCACUUAUUUGGGUUGUUAACUUGUUCACGCAUCAGUUCAAAGCAGUCAACUGUAAUGGAAAUGGACAGAUUUUUUUUUGGAAAUAUUACCAUACCAUGAAAUAAUAUGCAUUUGUUUUUGCUUUUUUUGUUUUUUUGUUGUUUUUUUAUAACUUUUUACUAAGAACAACAACAUCCUCUGCUCAGCUGCCUACAACUCCAUUCUGUAUUACAUGCUGUGAAAAAGUGAGCAGAAUGUGAAUGUUUGCAGAGGUUUUGUGUGUUCGGCAAAACUUCCUUCUCAUUAUUGCUUUUACAAUAAACUGACAAAUAUCUUUUA